UGAGAAGCUUGUGAAAAAGUAGAAAUUUUUUAAGGAAAUAUGAAAAAUUAUUGGAGAAAUAGUGCAUUAAUAUAUACUUUAAUCUCUGAUGAUUAUUGGGGGUAAAACGGAUUUUCGUUGCAUUAAAAAGGAAAGUGAAAUAUUUGCACAUAAAAAAAUUGUUGUGGCCAUCAAACGAACGGAAAAGCAACAACGUACGAAGGACGAUCAUAAAAACAAACGAGAAAAACAAAGGCAUAUUUGGUGUACGUGUGUGCGUGCCUUAGUUCGCAAUUAUUAUUAAGCAGCUGUUACAGAAAAUUUCUAAAUAUUUGAGAGAAUAUUGUGCAAAAAUACUUAGUAUUUUCGUCAAAUAAAAGUAUUUUGUGUUAAUUUUGUUAAUUUUUUAAUACGGACAAAAUAUUUGGACGUCGAGCAAAGCACAUGAUGUGGUCGUUCUUCUCGCGCGACUCUUCCAAAGAUUUCCCUUAUGAUAUUGGCGAACCGGUGGCGGGAUUCGAAUAUCAUUCUAUAUGGACUUUGCAUAAAGCUAAACGUAAAGGCACCCAAGAAGAGGUAUCCAUUUUUGUCUACGACAUACGCAAUGGAUCAGAAGCAAAAUGCGAAUUGGCUAAAGGGGCCCUGAAGCGUUUAAAAACACUAAGGCAUCCUAGUAUAUUGCAAUAUAUAGAUUCGUUGGAAACAGAUAAAAUGUUAUACGUGGCUACAGAGUUUGUUGAACCUUUAGGCACACAUAUCAAUAAAUUAUCAACAGAUGGCCCACAAAAAGAUUUAUAUUUAGCUUGGGGCAUAUUUCAAAUAACACGUGCUUUAUCAUUUCUAAACAACGAUGGUAACUUGCGGCAUAAUAAUGUAUCAGUUUGGUCUGUGUUUGUUAAUGCAUCGGGAGAAUGGAAACUGGGAAGCUUGGAGUAUGUAUCACCGGCAGACGGUAAUCCUAUGCCGCCUAUUAAAGUACCACCCGCCUUGGAAGUUUAUGAUCCGCCUGAGAAAAGUGAUCAAAACAAAUUAAAAGCAAGCACAAAAUGUUCGGCUGAUAUGUGGGGUCUAGGGUGCUUAGUUUGGGAGGCUUUUAAUGGUCCGUUGCGGACGCGUUCUAAUUUAAAAGAUAUUAAUAGCAUACCGAAAUCUAUACAAUCCUUAUACUGUGAACUGGUGGGUGCUACGCCUUCAAAUCGACCAAAUCCGGCUGAUAUUAUAACACGAUGUCGUAAGCCCGGAGGAUUUUUUAAAAAUGAUUUGGUCGAUUCAUUAUUAUUUCUUGAAGAAAUACAAAUUAAAGAUAAAGCAGAGAAAAAUCGUUUCUUCUCUGGUUUGACUUUGCAUUUGGAUAACUUUCCUGAUAAUGUGUGCAAGCAUAAAAUUUUACCACAACUGAUAACGGCCUAUGAAUAUGGUGAUGCCGGUUCAGCAGUCUUGGCACCUAUGUUUAAGCUUGGAAAACUACUUGAUGAAGCUGAAUAUCAAAAACGCAUUGUACCUUGCGUUGUGAAACUUUUCGCCUCAACCGACCGUGUAACCCGCUCUCGUUUAUUACAACAACUGGAACUAUUUAUUGCUCAUCUUCAACCUCAAGUAGUUAAUGAACAGAUUUUUCCUCAAGUAGCUCACGGUUUUUUAGAUACUAACGCUACCAUUAGAGAACAGACAGUUAAGUCUAUAAUACAUUUGGCUCCUAGGCUAAAUUAUAAUAAUUUAAACGUGGAAGUACUGCGACAUUUUGCUCGUUUACAAGCUAGGGACGAUCAAGGCGGGAUACGAACAAAUACCACUGUCUGCUUAGGUAAAAUUGCACCGCAUUUACAUCCGCAGGUGCGACAACGCGUUUUAGUAUCUGCUUUUAUACGGGCGAUGCGCGAUCCAUUUCCACCAGCUCGUGUGGCUGGGGUUUUAGCUUUAGCGGCGACGCAACAAUAUUUUCUCUUGAGCGAGGUUGCUAAUCGUGUCUUACCAGCAUUGUGUUCGUUAACCGUGGACCCGGAAAAAACCGUACGGGAUCCGGUCUUCAAAACGAUUAGGGGGUUUUUGGGUAAAUUGGAAAAAGUUUCCGAAGAUCCUACUCUCAGAGAAACAAUGGAGGCUGAUGUCAACACAGCGACUCCCUCCAUUGGUAAUGCAGCAGCUACAUGGGCCGGUUGGGCGGUGACUGCUGUAACAGCAAAAUUUUAUCGUAGCCAAAGUGAUUCGUCAAGGCCUAGGCCACCACUUACCGGACGCAAUCUAUCAAAACCAGCGUCACUAGAACAACCCUCCAGUAGCAGUUUAUCGACCACUACCUCUUCUGUAACGUCCAUGACUUCUUUAGAGCAUGAAAGUAAUGAUACUUCCGCUUCGGCCUCAGAUUAUGGCAACAAUGAUUGGGAUAAUGAAAAUUGGGGAGAAAUGGAUACUUCUCAAGAUCCUAGCAGCCCUAUGGCUGGGGCUUCUGCAAAUAAUGGUCAACUUAACGCUUCCAGCGCUUUAGCAGAAGUACGUGAUGGAUGGGAUAAUGAAGAGUGGGGCAGUCUGGAAGAAGACCCCGGAGAAGAUGAAGAAGAACAAGCUCAACAGCAGCAACAACAAAUGCAAUUGCGACAAUCUCCUAUACGACCACAUCAACAACAAUUGCAGCAACAUCAAUUAAAUGACCUUGUUGAACCAUUAGCUAAACUUAAUUCACAUAAUACAUCACCAUCCAAGCAAGCAACGGCUAUUUUACCAAUGAAUUUAAGACCAAAGGAUUUGUCAACAGUAAAAUCAAUAUCGACGACGCCGACGCCAUUCCUGAAUUGCAAUAAUAUUAGCCCAAUAGAUAAAUCACCAGAACAUGUUAACAAUUUAACAAACAAUGCUAAUUGGAAUAGUGAUUCCUGGGCUGAUGGUGAAUUUGAGCCAAUCGAUGAAACGUCUAUUGGCAAUCCCAAAUUAGAGGAAGCUCGAAGGAAACGUGAAGAGAAGAAAUUGCAACGUCAGCGUGAAUUAGAAGCUCGUCGCGCACAGCGUGUCAGUGGUCCAAUGAAAUUGGGCGCUAAAAAGCUUUAAGAUAAUUUUACACUUUAUUAAAACUUAGUUUCCAAAUACAUUUUUCUAUUUUGUAUACAUUAUUGUGACUACUGCGGAAAGAAUUCUUUUCAGCAAUAUAACAAAACAGCAUGAAAAUGUAGUCAGUGUUAAAUUGGUCUAAACGAAUUGUGUCAUGAAAAGUAUUUCCAUUAAUAUUAUAUAUAUUAGCAUUUCUAUAUACCCACCAUAAAAAGAUGAGAUUUUACUAGUUUUCUCCUAUAUCCACUUAAUCCUUAAUCCUCACCUCCGCGCAGAGGAGCUGACGCCUUAGUAUGUCGAUAUGUUUUCGUCCUCGAUCUCCCUCCAAUUUAACACCUUCAGCAGCAUGAACAGCGCGUACCCAAAUAAAUUUAUGCGCUUCCGCAGGGACCUCUUCGCGAGAAAAAUCCGCCACAGUUGACUGUACGCGUUUUCCUAUCUCGCUGUCCACCAUAUGCUGCAACAUGCAUGCGUAAAAUAUUUUAUUUGCUUGGUAGAAUGCCUUGUACACCUUCGCUUUCGGGAACGCCGGUUGCAGUUAUUCUGAGGAGAGGAUCCAGUUGUCUAUUGAAUUCUUGGUGACAACUCGACCGCUCACCUCCUUGCAGACAUCUUCUUUAGACUUGGUUAAGUCCGCGAUUAGCCUUCCUCUUUGCUGCUGAGCCGGUUUAGGAUCAGGUCACGGUAUAACUCCCCAUUAAGGUCAAACGGCGCGAAUUCUUUCUCCUCCUCGACUAUAAGUUGGUAGUUCAUCUUCUCGAUGGGGAGGUACUCGUUCAUGUCAACCGUGCGUUAAUCUUUAGGCGUGCAUAACUUUCACACGUUCUGUUCAGUAUUUUUAACCUUUUUAUAAAUUUUUAAGUCUCUCCAUUAGG
Molecule: messenger RNA, 3896 nt
Organism: Glossina fuscipes
Lineage: Eukaryota; Metazoa; Arthropoda; Insecta; Diptera; Glossinidae
Gene: yata
Product: N-terminal kinase-like protein
Exons: 12
Coding region: 424-3021 (865 amino acids)
Biological process (GO): protein phosphorylation
Molecular function (GO): ATP binding; protein kinase activity
Source: RefSeq, a predicted model, not a curated record